This is a messenger RNA of Chionomys nivalis (European snow vole), 5487 nucleotides long. It is a transcript of the gene Dnajb5, whose product is annotated as DnaJ heat shock protein family (Hsp40) member B5. Gene Ontology annotation, molecular function: protein-folding chaperone binding. Bases 1855 to 2901 code for a protein of 348 amino acids. Lineage: Eukaryota; Metazoa; Chordata; Mammalia; Rodentia; Cricetidae. The record is from RefSeq and is a predicted model, not a curated record. The transcript is spliced from 4 exons. Gene Ontology annotation, biological process: negative regulation of transcription by RNA polymerase II. Gene Ontology annotation, cellular component: cytosol.
UGAGAAGGGCACUCAUACCCAUGCCGAGUCGAUUCUCCACAUCAGCCAUUUCCUGCACUGCCUCCCUCCUUCCUCCCUUGCAUCCUCAUCUCACCCUGUGACAUCCUUUGACCUCACCUGAUCGUUCGAAUGAACUGUCCCCCAUAUCAUUCGUCUGUCUCAAACUCUUUGUUUCCACACCAUCUCCGAUAUUUCAGUUCCUCCCUUCUCCCUCUCAAGCCAUCUGUCACCUGUUUUCCACUUCGGCCAUUUCCUUUGUCAUCUCUCAUGCCCUCUGUCAGUACCCGCUCUUCCCUGUCCUUGACAGUCCCUUUUGCUCUUUAUCCUUGUUUGUUUUUUUUUUUUUUCAUUUCUAGCUCUACCCCAACAUAUUCCUCAUUCAUCAAAGACAGAGCCAUGCCAUGGGACUCCUUUGUCAUUCUGCCACGUGGCUUGCGGGGAGGGAGAGGGAAGGAGGGUGGAAAGGUGGGAAAGGAGGCAAGUCCUGAGAGUUUGCUCUGUGUCUGUGGAGGCAAGAGAAUUAUGGGUCGAGAAUAGCUAGCAGGUGGAUGCCAGGGAGGAAGCUGGCAGUGGUGAAGAGGUAAUGAAAGGACCACAAAAGGUGGGUGGGCUUGUAGGCUAUGCCACUUGCCCCUCUUGCCUAGAACCUGCUGGAGUUUUCUGGCACCCUGUUGCUGUUCUGGGUUUCUUUCAAUCCAGGGGUAAAGAAAAUGUGGGCUGAGGCAAAGAUGGCAGACCACCCCAUCUCCCUCUCAGACUGCUAAUGCCGCUUCCGAAAAUGGCUGCCCUCCCCCAGAUGCUCUUUCUUCUCUGCCUCCCCCAACUCCUGUCUCCCCCACAGGCGUGACAUGCUGGUGUGGGGAAAUGGGGGAGUACCCGCCUCUAUGGUGCCUUCUCUCUGUCAGAGUGAGGUGACUCCCAGAGCCAUGAGUCAACCUAGCCACCUGCAGCAGGCCCUUUAGGGCCAGGAGCUAAGACCAUUCUCCCUGCCUACCUGGAGCCCCCAAGGCUUCACCCCUGACAUAGCCCUUAGUCCUUCCUGCCAGGAUACCUUGUACACCUCACUACUGUGAAGUAGUAGGGUCAGAAAAACAGGCCUCAGCUGUGGCUGCCAGACAUUGCUGGAAAGACUCUGGUUCUCCCUGUUUUGACAAGGGUUGGCUACCCCUCAAAAAUGCUAAAGUACAGCAUCUGGCCACUCCCUUCAUAUUGUCCACAAAUCCAUUGAUGAGAGCAGGCUAGAGCAGAAGAGUCAGAGUACGUUGGUGUCCGUGAACCCCACUCAGAAGGGGUUAUCGGAGGAGUCAAGUCCUAAACUGUAGGAGCAAGUAGAGGAGGGCUUCAACAAAGGUAUUUAGGACAAGGUGGUUGGUGUCCAUCUGUCUCCUGGCAGCGAGGCUUAAGAAAGCCUUAUCUCUGGUGCUCUUGUUCACUACCAUUGGUGCUUAGGCCAUGUAGACAUGUAUUCCAAUGUCAGGGCGUAGAUGCUGGGAAACAAGGGAUAGACAGUGCCCCCCCUUGCUAAUGAGGGUGUUAGAAACAGCAGGUCCCAACGGCUGUGAGUCAUCCUGUGAUCUGAGUUACACGUGAAGCUCAGUAUAGUCUGGGAAGAAAGGGCAGAGAGAUCUAGGGUCCCCAGUGGCAGAAAAGACUCCAAACUCCCAUACCCUGGUUCAACUUGGCCGAAGACUGGAACCUGGUCCCGGUCCUGGGAUACUACCCCAGCUGUCCUCAGUCCGGGCACCAUGCCUGAGGUGUGGCGUAGGAAGACUACGAAGUUCAGGUGACCUCACUCAGUCCGCUGACCUUCGCCAGCUUCUAAACAAGGAGCCCAGCACCGGUCCAGUGGCUGUGAUGGGAAAAGAUUAUUACAAGAUUCUCGGAAUCCCGUCAGGGGCCAAUGAGGAUGAGAUCAAGAAAGCCUAUCGGAAGAUGGCCUUGAAAUACCACCCAGACAAGAACAAAGAACCCAAUGCUGAGGAGAAGUUUAAGGAGAUUGCUGAGGCCUAUGACGUGCUGAGUGACCCUAAGAAACGGAGCCUGUAUGACCAGUAUGGGGAGGAAGGCCUCAAGACCGGCGGUGGCACGUCAGGUGGCUCCGGUGGCUCCUUUCACUACACCUUUCAUGGGGACCCUCAUGCCACCUUUGCUUCCUUCUUUGGUGGCUCCAACCCCUUCGAUAUCUUCUUUGCCAGCAGCCGCUCCACUCGGCCCUUCAGUGGCUUUGACCCAGAUGACAUGGAUGUGGAUGAAGAUGAGGACCCAUUUGGUGCCUUUGGCCGCUUUGGCUUCAAUGGGCUGAGUAGGGGUCCAAGGCGAGCCCCAGAACAGUUGUACCCCCGGCGCAAGGUGCAGGACCCCCCUGUGGUCCAUGAGCUUCGGGUGUCCCUGGAGGAGAUCUACCAUGGCUCCACUAAGCGUAUGAAGAUCACAAGACGGCGCCUUAACCCUGAUGGGCGAACUGUGCGCACUGAGGACAAAAUCCUGCACAUCGUCAUCAAGCGUGGCUGGAAGGAAGGUACCAAGAUCACCUUUCCCAAAGAGGGUGAUGCCACACCUGACAACAUCCCAGCCGACAUUGUCUUCGUGCUCAAAGACAAGCCUCAUGCACACUUCCGCCGAGAUGGCACCAAUGUGCUCUACAGUGCGCUGAUCAGCCUCAAGGAGGCGCUGUGUGGCUGCACUGUGAACAUUCCCACCAUUGAUGGCCGAGUGAUCCCUUUGCCCUGCAAUGAUGUAAUCAAGCCAGGCACCGUGAAGAGACUCCGUGGGGAGGGCCUCCCCUUCCCCAAGGUGCCCACUCAGCGGGGAGACCUUAUUGUUGAGUUCAAAGUUCGAUUCCCAGACAGAUUAACACCACAGACCCGGCAGAUCCUUAAGCAGCACCUACCCUGCUCCUAGGCUCUGUCCCAGCCAGUCUGGAGCCUACCACAGCAAUACACCCACACUCACCCCAUCUCAUGGGGACUCGGCUGGAUGUCCCCUGGACACUGGCACUUUUCUAAAACGCAAACAAAAAGCCACUGAUUUUCAGGAAAACGUUCCUGUCCCCAACCCCUUUCAGAGCUGGGCUGCUUUGGGGGAAUGGGAGGGAGGUGGGGGAGAGCUAGCCCAGGCCAGGGGUCAAUUUUCUGUCACUAGCUUUGAAUCCAGUCCCCACUCCAGGGGCUGGAAAGUGACUUGAGUGCUACUUGAAGAUCUAAAGUCCUUGUCCAUGCCUGUAAAUAGCAUGUCCUCCUCCCCCCUCUCAGCCUUGCUAACCCUUUCCUCUCCCUUCCCUUUGGCGUCCUCCUGUUUCUGGAGAAAGAGGACAGAAAGGACCCCCCCCCCUCCAGGUCUGUAGUGUCCAAGACUAACCCACAAGUAUUCAUGCACACGAAGCACUUGCCUGAAGUGGUCUGUGUCUCUCUGGGAGACAAGAGGAGAGGACAUAGGAAGGAGAGGUCGUUACCUGUGAACAAGGCCAUUCAUUGAGCACGAGACACUUUUUCGUUUGGGGCAGGGAGGUGAACCACCACUCAGGAGCCUCCCCAACAGCUGCUCUGCCCUACACCCACCAAGUUGGAGGGUACGCUUCCCCGCUUCUCUGAGGAGUGUUCAAGGAUGGAGAAAAGGGGGGCUGAAGCAUUACAGCUAAGAGGUGGGACAGGACCCAUCUCCCAGCCACUGGCAGGAAGGAAAGGGCUUUGGGGUCAGGUGGCAGCUACUCCCCACCAAGAGAUUCAGGAUCAUAAGUUCCUCCCCACAUCUCUGAACUCAGGGUCUAGCCACCCCAAACUUCCAAACCCCACUUUUGUGAUAUGUGAAGCUACUUAUUUCUUACCUUUCUGGAGGCUGUGUCGGAGAUUUCCAGCCCUCUGACCCCCACCUCACUCCCACAGUUGAAUAAAGGUCUAAUAGUGAAGGAGAUGGGAGAAGACUCUUCAGCUGGUCCUGGGGUGGGGUCUUUAGGUUUUCUCACUUUGACAAGCCCCUGAAUGUUUUUAUAGUAGUUUUUUGUAUUUUUUUGUAAUGACAGUAUUAUGAAAAAAAUAAAGUAUUUUAAAAAUAUGGCCUCUGAACAGGAGCAGGGCCCCCGGGGUGCAGGCAGGAAUGCAGGGGCACUGUCAGCCUCCUUCCAGAGCCCUGAUCACUCCCAGAAAAGCCAAACAACCUCAGUCGAAGCCGAAGCUGACCCCUUCUUCCUAUAAGCUCUGACUUUUUGGAGUUCCGGAAUAUAUACCCCAAACAUCAAAGCUAGAAGCCACUGCCCGGCUGUCUGUGGAGAAGAUGCCCUUGGCUGUGAGAAACAGAGCCUGUUCUCUUCAGAAGCUGUGUCCACAUGAGAGCUAACAGACUUGUCUGAACGUUCUCUUUGAAUUAGAGACAUUUUAUUCCUUGGAGGGAAUGGAGGACUUUCUGACUGACAAGAACAGGCACACUCCCAAAGACAGUUUGGCCACCAAGUGGGUUGGAGAGAUGGCUCAGCGGCUAAGAGCACUUCCUGUUCUUACAGAGGAGCCAAGUUCAGUUCCCAGAACACACAUCAAGUAGCUCACAGUAGCUCAGGGGAACCUGACAACCCUGGCCUCCUCAGGAACCUGCAUUCAUUCACAUGCACAAUUAAUUAAAAAUAAUAAAACUAAUUUUUUUUUAAAGUUUGGGUACAAAGAAUGUAGCUAGAGCAUGCUGGCAGGCCUGGCUGGGGAUCUGGGUUCCACGAAGGGCACUAACCAGAGUUGCUACUCCUUGAAUCACACCAUUUUCUGAGGAUGUCUGUCCUGGUGCCUGACUUGCCUGUCCCUGCUAUACAACCCUGAAUCUCAGAGCCUGAUUAAUACUACAUAAAGGCCACUGCCUUUUCCCCUUGAGUCUGGGUAGGAACGAACCCUGUGGUUACAGGAAUGGCUACCUUCAAGUAUGCCAGUCACACUGCUAGAGAGAGCCCAGUAGCACAAGGACAGCUGCCUUCUGCUGGGCCUGGCCUCCCACAGGUGGACACUGGGCUUCUUGGGACCUUUCUGACCUUUCUUCAUCCUGUGCAGAAACACUGACAAAGGCUCCUGUCCUCCCACUUCCUGUGGGAGGCUCUUCUACUGCUCCCCAAGCCAGGGGUUCUGGAUCACAAAGAUGUCUGCUAUGGGCAGGGUGGACCCACCCUGCAUAAUUCUACUUCAUUCUCUCCUUCAUUGGGAAUUCUAAAGUGGUCUCACUCACUUGAGGCUAAAUAUUAUCUUCUGUCUUCCCUGAGACCUAAAACUUGAGGAUCUGAAUGUCCUGGACCAGAAUUCUCCUUCCGGCCCUUCUGUGAACACACAGGACCUAAGAAAUUGUCCUGUCUUCAUAUUUUCACUGAACACACUCUUCUGGGACCACGGGACCCUGAGAUCCUAGAAAACAGGCUACCUGAGGCAAGAUAAGCUUCUGUUGAAAUGCACACCACACACACAACUAGAAAGAGGAGAGGAAGGAGAAAGGAAAGGGGGGAAUGCAGGGUAGAACUUUAUG